AUGGUUUCACAACUUUCCUUUGACUGUGUCCUGCUGCUGCUGCCACUACUCACAAGGUCUUUGGAAGGGGAAUACGUAGCUGAAGUGGGUCAGAAUGCUGUUCUGCCCUGCACCUACUCUCCAGCCACUCCUGAGAAUCUUGUGCCUGUCUGCUGGGGCAAGGGAUCCUGUCCUAUGUUUGAAUGUCAUAGUAUGGUGCUCAGCACAGAUGGAAGGAACUUGAAAUAUCAGACAUCCAACAGAUACCAGCUAAAGAGGAAUUUCCACAAAGGAGAUGUGUCCUUGACUAUAGAGAAUGUGACUCUAGCUGACAGUGGGACCUAUUGCUGCCGGAUUCAAUUCCCAGGCCUAAUGAAUGAUAAAAAAUCAAACCUGGAGUUGGUCAUCAAACCAGCCAAGGUCACCCCUGCUCGGCCUACAUGCAGAGACUUUGGUACAGCCUUUCCAAGGAUGCUCACCACCAAGGGAUAUGGCUCAGAGACACGGACACUGGAGGGCCUCCAUGAUAAAAAUCAAACUCAAAUACCCACAUUGGCUAACGCACUACAAGACUCUGCUGUGACCACCAGAAUAGGCAUCUACAUUGGAGUGGGGAUCUCUGCUGGGCUGACUCUCAUUCUUAUCAUUGCUGCUUUAAUUCUCACAUGGUAUUCUUAUAGCAAAGAGAAGUUACAGAAUUCAAGCCUGGUCACUUUGGCCAACGUCACUCCCUCAGGGUUAGCAAAUACAGUAGCAGAAGGAAUGCACUCGGAGGAAAACAUCUAUAUCAUUGAGGAGAACAUAUAUGAAAUGGAAGAUCCAUAUGAAUACUACUGCUAUGUCAGCAGCGAGCAACUAUCCUGA
Messenger RNA from Puma concolor (puma), 843 nucleotides. RefSeq names its product hepatitis A virus cellular receptor 2 (gene HAVCR2). NCBI's taxonomy places the organism in Eukaryota, Metazoa, Chordata, Mammalia, Carnivora, Felidae. The record is from RefSeq and is a predicted model, not a curated record. Gene Ontology annotation, cellular component: mediator complex. Gene Ontology annotation, biological process: regulation of transcription by RNA polymerase II.